UGGGAAGUCCUUCAAGCCUUCCACCAAGCUGGAGGAGCCCAAGCCCAGCAGAAAGCAGCCCAGCACAUGCCUCCGCUCGGUGACGGCCAGAGCAAAGGCAGACCCCAAGUUUGGGGAGAUCUUCCGCUUCGACACCCCUGUGCUGAUGUGGGACCAGCACUUCACCCCGGAGACCUGGGACAGGCUGAAGACACGACACGUCCCCUAUGGCUGGCAAGGCUUGUCCCACGCAGUGGUGGGCAGCACCCUCCGGCUCCUCAACGCCUCCGCCAACAGGCACCUCUUCGACAGGGACGCCUUCCCCGGGGGCUGCGUCCGCUGCGCCGUGGUGGGCAACGGCGGCAUCCUCAACGGCUCGCGGCAGGGCAAGGCGAUCGAUGCCCACGACCUGGUCUUCAGGCUCAACGGCGCUGUGAUCAAAGGCUUCGAGGAGGACGUCGGGACCAAGAUCUCCUUCUACGGCUUCACAGUGAACACCAUGAAGAACUCCCUCAUUGCCUACGAGGAGUAUGGCUUCACCCAGAUACCCCAGGCCAAGAACCUGAGGUACAUCUUCAUCCCCUCGGAUGUCCGUGACUACGUUAUGCUGAAGUCAGCCAUCCAGGGCAGCCCAGUCCCCGAGGGUUCGGACAAGGGGGAUGAGCCACAGAAGUAUUUUGGACCAGAGGCGUCGGCAGAGAAGUUCACGCUGCUGCAUCCAGAUUUCUUGCAGUACCUGACAGCGAGGUGA
Molecule: messenger RNA, 730 nt
Organism: Leptosomus discolor (cuckoo roller)
Lineage: Eukaryota; Metazoa; Chordata; Aves; Leptosomiformes; Leptosomidae
Source: RefSeq, a predicted model, not a curated record